UAGCUGCUGAUCCAUUGAUCUCUCUCUGUAUUAUUUUUUUCCCCUCUCCCUGAGGUUGGGUUUGGAGUUAACUCCUCUCUUCCCAGCCUUCCUGUGGGUUCAGCUGCUUCCACCAAGAGGGGACAGUGAGAAUGGGAGGAUGGAAGUGGGCAGGAUCCCACAGAUCCGCCACCUCUAUGUUCUGGGAUGUGUUUCCCUACAUUUCCAGGGAACAUGUAUGUCUCAGCCUGUCAGACCCCUACCUCAUCCUUGGGAUAUGGGUCUAAGUCCUGUGGAGAAUGAGCAAAUAGUUGCUAUUUUUAGCUGUUAAUUAAUUCCUAGCAGCAAGGCAAAAAGUGCUGUGGCACAGGGCAGAUUGAUCUCAGACCUGGGGAUGGAGGUUGAAGCAGCUUUGUUCUCUGUCUAGAGCAGAUCUGACCUCUCACCGGCAUUUCCCUCCCUGGAGAGGGAGGACAGGCUGUCCAGUGAGGGCACCUCCAGACACCCAGCUUUGUUAUCACUACCUGGGACAGUGUGUGCUCUGGCUGUCCAGAUAAGAAACAACCAUGCCACUCACAAGAAACAACAGCCCUUCCACGCCUGCCCAGCCACCCUCCUGGGCUUGGACACAUUGCUGUGCUGGGGAUGGUUUCAGCAAGACCCAAAAGCUAGCUUCCCUUUUCUGGGAAGGUCCUGGGCGCAUCAUCAAACACAGCCAUGGGGCAGGAUGGAGAGGAGGAGGAGGAGGCACUGGAUUCUUCCCCUGCAUGGCAGCCUGUUCUCCCAGGGGCAGCACAGGUGGAGGGCCCCCGCUGCUGCCUCCUGCUAUUCCUCUGCCUGCUGCCACUGCCACUGCGUGCCACCGCCCUGGAAGACACUCAGACGCCACUGCCAAUGCCGUUCAGCACCUCUGACCCUACUGCCCAUCUGCUGCGCCGCCGUCCCUCGGCACCAGUGCGACCCUACAGCCUCUCGCUCUCCCCCGAGGACUACCGCUACGCUCCCAAGCCUCGCCACCUGCGGCCCGGCCGACUGCGUCGGCUGCUGGGCCCGGCCUUUAACCCCUUCUGGAUGUCAUCGGAAGAGCCGCUAGGCCGCAACCUCAGCGCCAAGGAGGAUCUGGAAACCAUGAGCCGGGAGCUGGUGGAGGGUGGCGGGCGGCACCGCCGCAAGCUGUGGAAGGAGGCGGAGGGGCUGGAGCUGCCCCCCGAGCUGCCCGCUGACAUGGCGCGGCCCCUGCGGCGCUGGCUGGUGGAGAGAGCCUCGUGCCGUCUCACCUCCACAUGGGUGGACCUGGGGCCCGUCUUCUGGCCCCGCUGGGUGCGGCACACCGCCUGUGGGACCGGCCCUCCCGCCUGCUCGUGGCCCCCAGGCAUGGCCUGUCACCCGGCCCAGCUCGCUCACCUCAAGCUGCUGGCCUGGCACUGCUGGGCUGCACGGCCCCCCGGCUCCCUGCACUGCGCCUGGCGGCAGAUCCCCUAUCCUGUGGUGGUGGCCUGCAAGUGCUCCUGUCGCUGAGAGGGUGGGGAAAUAAAGGGCUGAAAGCCAAGCAGGCCUCUUUUGGGUGUUUGAUUGCGGAGAAGGAUGUGGGGUGGAUUUGGCUGCAUGUGGAUCCCUGUGGGGCUUGGUUUGAGAUGGGGUGGUGCAGGUCUGAGAAUCAUAGAAUCAUUCGGAUUGGAAAGACCACUGAGAUCAUCGAGUCCAACCAUCAGCCCGUGCCUGUGACCAUACAUGUCUGUGGGAGCAGAGCUGAGGUGCAACAAAGCCACAGGGAGAGGUGGGUUGAACCUCAGGGUGGUCACCAUGGGGGGCUGGAAGAGGGGCAGGCUUGGGACUGGGCUGUGGUGGCACAGUGAGGGUGGGUGGAGGUGAAUCCAGGGCUGGAAGUGUCCAUGUGCAUCUGAGAAUGGGAUGGGGUGGUCUGAUAUCUUAAUGUACAACAGGAGUGAUGGGGGACCCACAGCCACCCCGUAUCAGUAGUGCAGAGGGUGGCAGCUCAAGACAGGGGUGGAUCCAUCUGUUCUAGGAAACAGCCUGGAGAGGCAGCACUUACCUUUGCGUCCCACUGAGAAAAAAAAAGUCUUCUGCUUUCUGGUCCAAAAGUCAUUAAGAGCCACAAACCAGCCCUACACGUUGAAGAAAUACAAGCUGGAGGGUUUGCCUAGGAAUAAAGCACUACCACACCUCCUGCAGUUGGUGAUGGCUGUGCUAUUCAUUUCCAGCCUGACUCAUGUGCCUUCCUGGCGCUGCGGCUCCUGGUGCUGUGCAGCCUGCUGCAGAGCUUGGCCUUGAUGCAGUGAGAGAGUCCAAGCAAACAUUCCAUUGAGCUCUCAAUGCUGUCACAUUUAAAAACAGGAGCUCAUCUCCUACUUUUGAGUGGCCGUGGAGCCUAGCUUGAAUGCAGCUUGUUCUGCAGAUGGACCCUGGUCUCCAUACCAGCCUCCUUCAGCCAUACAGUCAUUGCUCUGGUUUGAGUCAGAUACGGUCACACCUGCAUCACACUCAGAUCAGCAUAGGGACGAUAGAAGGACGCACAUCUUGAUUCAAAUAAAGCCAUGCUGAGAUGCCCAGGAGCCACGUGUGCCUGCAUGAGCACUAAAUCACCGCCACUCCUGCACAGCUUGGAGGAACAAAUCCAGAGCUGUCAGCUGUCUGUGUGUUCUCUGCUGUGUGAAAAUUGUGCACAAUGGAGAGGAAUUACAGGUUUCUGUCACCUGCUCUGUUUAUGGCCUCAAAUUUAAAGCCCAGCUGCUGGGCUGUGGCAUGUGAGAACCAGAUCCCAGGGUAAGAGCCCCAUGGUCAGGCUGGAGGGGCUCUGAGUGCCAUCACCUAGCUGUAAGUGUCCCUGUUCAUUGCAGGGGAGUUGAACCAGAUGGCCUUUAAGGGUCCGGCCCAACUCAAAUGAUUCUGCGGUGAGGGCAGUGGGCAGAGCAUAAUGGCUGGCCCAGAGCACCAAGAAAGCAAGCCUUUGCUCUCUCACAGACUGGCUGCUGGUGGCAUGGGUAGCCAAAGGCUGAUGCACAACCCUGAGAAAUUUUCCUGCCCUUGUGGAGAAUUACUGUGGGGUCAUAUUUUGGAACCUGCAGGAUGGGCACUGAGGAAACAGAUAACCACAGCAGCAGCACAUUUCCACCUGCAGAAGGGGAGAGGAGCACUUCAGUGCCCUGACUGAA
This is a messenger RNA of Lagopus muta (rock ptarmigan), 3152 nucleotides long. RefSeq names its product noggin-1-like. The record is from RefSeq and is a predicted model, not a curated record. The transcript has 2 exons. NCBI's taxonomy places the organism in Eukaryota, Metazoa, Chordata, Aves, Galliformes, Phasianidae. Gene Ontology annotation, biological process: osteoblast differentiation; negative regulation of BMP signaling pathway; negative regulation of cell differentiation. Bases 697 to 1497 code for a protein of 266 amino acids.